AUGGACCCGCCCAUCACGUCCUGCUGCCGUUCCCCCGCUGCCCAGGCCCACGUCAGCCCCAUUGUUGUGGAUAUCGAUGAGUGUGCUGAGGGCAAACACUACUGCAGAGAGAACACCAUGUGCGUGAACACACCUGGUUCCUUCAUGUGCAUCUGCCACACAGGCUUCAUCCGCAUCGAUGACUACAGCUGCACAGGUACAGUCUGA
Knipowitschia caucasica is the source of this 207-nucleotide messenger RNA. The record is from the annotation of a GenBank genome assembly. Lineage: Eukaryota; Metazoa; Chordata; Actinopteri; Gobiiformes; Gobiidae.